Messenger RNA from Postia placenta MAD-698-R-SB12, 1086 nucleotides. RefSeq lists its product as hypothetical. Lineage: Eukaryota; Fungi; Basidiomycota; Agaricomycetes; Polyporales; Adustoporiaceae. The transcript is spliced from 5 exons. Gene Ontology annotation, molecular function: antiporter activity. Gene Ontology annotation, cellular component: Golgi apparatus. The record is from RefSeq and is a predicted model, not a curated record. Bases 1 to 1086 code for a protein of 361 amino acids.
AUGCUGCUUUCGCCCAUACUCUCUGAUACCGGUCUAGCAUCCCCAUCGCUGCCUGUCCUCUCACCGCAUGCGACCGAGCGUUCGAGGCGGACAAUUGCUCGCAAGCGGAGGCGUCUGACCGCUCCGGCAUUUCUCAAUUCACAGACCUCCUGGCUCACGCUGUACUUCGCCUUCAACCUCGGCCUGACUCUGUACAACAAGCUGGUUCUGGUCCAGUUUCCAUACCCUUAUACACUCACAGCGCUGCAUGCCUUGUGCGGAAGCCUAGGCGGGUGGGUGCUGCAGCAUCAAGGGGCGUAUGUUCCUGCUCCAUUGGCUGCGAAGCACUAUACUGUUCUUGCGGCGUUCAGCGCAUUGUACGCUGUCAACAUUGCAGUCAGCAACGUGUCAUUGCAGCUCGUGACGGUACCAUUUCACCAAGUUGUGCGAGCAGCAACACCCAUUUUCACCACAGCCUUAUCAUUCCUGUUGUUCGGCACGCGGUAUACCAGACUAAAGCUCUUCACUCUCAUUCCCGUCAUGUUCGGCGUCGCUCUCGCGACAUAUGGAGACUACUACUUCACAAUGUGGGGGUUUCUCCUCACACUGUUCGGCACAUUCCUUGCGGCGGUGAAGACUAUCUACACAAACCUACUUCCUGUGCCACCGCGCCUCUCCCUACAACCACUCGACCUUCUCUCCCGUACAUCACCCUUCGCAUGUGCACUCUGCAUCGUGUACGCCUACGGCUCUGGAGAGCUGUUGCAGGCGCGCGACUCGCUCGCGUUCGGAAGUACCUCGGGCUGGUUCAAGCUUGCCGUAUUACUUGGCAACGGCGCUAUCGCGUUCGGUCUCAACGUUGUCAGCCUGAGCGCAAACAAGCGUGUGGGUGCGCUGAAUAUGACAGUCGCCGCAAAUGUGAAGCAAGCGCUGACUAUUCUGUGUGCGGUCUCGCUCUUCCACCUGACGAUCACGCCAUUGAAUGCACUCGGGAUUUGUAUCACCCUCGCAGGCGGGGCGUGGUACGCGUGGGUUGAAUACAUUGGCAAGAUGGAACGAAAGCGCGAGCAGAGCCGGAGGGCGCUGACAUCGGCUGCGGUGUCUUGA